This is a messenger RNA of Coffea arabica (coffee), 821 nucleotides long. Lineage: Eukaryota; Viridiplantae; Streptophyta; Magnoliopsida; Gentianales; Rubiaceae. The record is from RefSeq and is a predicted model, not a curated record.
AUUGCCAGAGUCCAUAGAGAAGGAGAGAGAGAGAGACAGAAAGUGAGAGAGAGCUUCUCUCUCUUCCUCUUAACCUCCGUUAACGUAAUGAUUCCCUCCCUCCACCCCUAGCCGCCUAGCAGAGAUGAAGCUCAAGCAUCCGUCCAACUCGACUUCCAAAACCUUGUCAGCAACGACGUCGUCUCAGGACGCCAGGCUCCUCGUUCGUGAGACGCUUCGAAUCAGCGCCAACCUCGCCUCCGCGCCUCGUCCUGCUCUUCCUCCUCCGCCUAUUUCCGCUGCCGCCGAUGGAAAUGUCGCCACCUUCGGACUUGUCGAGGAGCAGUUUCUCAAUUCUAGCCUGAGGUUGAUAUGCCGCGAGGAGAUCGAUGGUCGCCGGUGGGAGUACUUUGCUGACCUCGAUAACUCCAAGCAAUUUAGGAAGAAUUCCAUUCGUGCUGUUAGCUUGCAUUCUCGUCAGGCUCCUGGCCAAGAGUUGAUGGCAUUUAUAAGAUCGUAUGUUGUGCCAGAAGGUUUUCCUGAUUGUGUUACUCCGUCGUAUGUGCCGUACAUGACAUGGCGAGCUCUGAAGCACUUUUUUGGUGGAGCGAUGGGUGUAUUCACGACACAAACUCUCUUGAGUUCAGUUGGAGUUUCUAAAACAGGGCAGCCCCGGUGCUGUAGCUAUCAACUGGAUUCUCAAGGAUGGUGCUGGUCGUGUUGGAAAGAUGAUUUUUGCACGUCAGGGGAAAAAAUUUGAUUCUGAUCUUAAACAGCUUAGAUUUGCUGGUGAUCUGCUAAUGGAGUUAGGAGCGGGUGUAGAAUUGGCAACUGCAGCUGUG